Molecule: messenger RNA, 4578 nt
Organism: Xyrauchen texanus (razorback sucker)
Lineage: Eukaryota; Metazoa; Chordata; Actinopteri; Cypriniformes; Catostomidae
Product: DCC-interacting protein 13-beta-like
Exons: 21
Coding region: 35-2029 (664 amino acids)
Biological process (GO): signaling
Cellular component (GO): endosome membrane; cytoplasm
Molecular function (GO): protein binding
Source: RefSeq, a predicted model, not a curated record
AAUCAUUCCGUUUGCACUGCUCCUCCACGAAACGAUGCCUGCCGUACACCACAAACUAUUACUCGAGGAGGCCCUGCAGGACAGCCCGCAGACGCGGUCCCUGCUCAGUGUGUUUGAAGAGGAUGCAGGUACCCUCACAAACUACACAAACCAGCUGCUCCAGUCUAUGCAAAGAGUGUUUGGAGCACAGAAUGAAAUGGCUCUGGCGACAGAACAGCUUUCUAAGCAGCUCUUGGAGUAUGAGAAACAGAACUUUGCUCUAGCUAAGGGAGAUGAAGAGGUGAUCAACACGUUACAACACUUUGCCAAAAGUGUGGAAGAGCUGAAUUCUCUGCACGCUGAACUGGCCACACAGUUUGCCGAUAAGAUGGUAUUUCCCGUGGUGCAGUUCAGAGAGAAGGACCUUACAGAGAUUAGCACACUGAAGGAGAUAUUCGGCAUCGCCAGCGAUGAGCAUGAAGCUGCCAUGGUGAAAUAUAGCCGUCUACCUAAGAAGAGAGAAAAUGAAAAGAUGAAAGCAGAGAUCGUCAGAGAGGUCGCAUAUACUCGCAGGAAACAGCAUCAGGCCGCUAUGCAGUAUUAUUGCGCUUUGAACGCUCUGCAGUACAGGAAGAGAGUGGCCAUGCUGGAGCCCAUGCUGGGAUACACACAUGCACAGAUAAAUUUCAUUAAGAAGGGGAUGGAGCUGGUUUCAAAGAAGAUGGACAGUUUUCUCACCUCAGUUUCCAGCAUGACACAGAGUAUUGAGUCUCAAUUAGAGGUGGAGGCAGAGGUCAUGCGCUCGUCUCAGAGAGAGCUUCUCUCAGUUGAUGACACCGUUUACAUGCCGGAUCGCUAUCAAGCACCAGUGAAUCGCGCCCUCAUUCAGAAAGCUGGUUACCUCAACCUCAGGAAUAAGACAGGUCUGGUGACCACGGCGUGGGACCGUUUAUAUUUUUUCACACAGGGUGGGAAUCUCAUGUGUCAGCCACGGGGUGCAGUGGCAGGCGGGAUGGUUUUGGAUCUGGACAACAGCUCCGUCAUGGCCAUCGAGUGUGAAGACCGUCGCUACUGCUUUCAGAUCACCUCACCCAAUGGCAAAACGUCUCUGAUUCUUCAAGCAGAAAGCAAAAAAGAAUACGAGGAGUGGAUUUGUACCCUCAACAACAUUUCAAGACAGAUUUAUCUUUCAGACAAUCCUGAGGCUGUGGCUAUUAGGUUGCACCAGACGGCUCUACAGGCUGUGACGCCCAUCACCAGUUUUAAGAAGAGAGCUGAAGGUUCUCCUAAUCCUGACCGAGUGAUAGCAGGUGCUGUGGUCCCUGGAGAGACUCAGAGGACCCCUGCGGCCCUUGAGCCUGAAGAUCUGAUCGCUCCUGGAACACCGAUCCAGUUUGACAUCGUGCUGCCCGCGUCAGAGUUCCUGGACCAAAACAGAGUUGGUGUGAGACGCACAAACCCCUUCGGUGAGAUGGAGGACGAUGACAAUAGUUCAGACAUGCAUGAUUCGCUCCUGCAGCAGGUGUUUGCCGUGCGGUUCUUGGGUUCGAUGGCCGUCCGGGCUGGUCACACACAGGAAGUGAUCUAUGAAGCCAUGAGACAGGUUCUCGCUGCACGUGCAAUACACAACAUCUUCAAAACCACCGAGUCCCACCUCAUGGUCACUAGUACCUGCAUCAGACUGAUUGAUCCACAGACACAAGUCACCAAAAUCAGUUUCCAGCUGCAGGACGUGUCUCAGUUUGCGGCUCAUCAGGAGAACAGCAGACUGAUGGGGUUUGUGUUGGAGGGCAGAGACUGGAGUAACGGAGGAGAGGGUGAACCAUCUUUCAGUGUGUUUGUGUUUGAGAGCAACACUGAGGGAGAGAAGAUUUGUUACACCAUAAACUUGGGGAAAGAGAUCUCCGAGGCAAAGAAGGAUCCUGAAGUGUUGGCCCAGUUGAUGAAAUCAAUGCCCCUGACAAAUGAUGGAAAGUUUUUGCUGUUGGAGAAUGAGACGGGUGAUGCAGCCGAUGGAGUCGGACAGGAGGACCAGGAGUCAGAGGCUUGAAGACACUCACACAAACAACCAUUUCCUGCUGCUUUUCUCCCCAGAUCCCCAGACUACAUUAAGACAAACUUCUUUAGCACUUAUCCAAUUUAGUGUGACGCUCGUAAGAGGUUUGAGCCAUGUUUAAACCUUCAAAAUGAACACUAGUUUGAGUAUGUCAUGCAUCUGAUUCCAUGUUAAAGGGAUGGUUCACCCAAUCACAUCAUUUCCUCACCCUCAUGCUGCCAGAUCGGGAUGAUCUUUUGUCUUCUGUGGAACACAACAAUGAAAGUGAAUGGUAAUUGAAGCCAUCCAGCACUAUAAAAGUAGUCCAUUUGACUUGUGCGCAGUAUUCCAAGUCUUUGAAGCCACAUAAUAGCUUUGUGUGAGGAACAGACCGAAAUUGAAAUAGUUAAUACUCACUGUAAAUAUUAACCUGCACAGCAGCUCACGAAUCUCAUUUUUGGGUGAACGGUCCCUUUGAGAAAAGGUUUCUUUUAUUGAUUCCGUCUAGUUUUCUUUUUUGUUGUCACGUUUCAGCUACAAACGGACUUUUUGCAUGAUGGUUAAAUCUAUCGGUAAUAACAGGAAAACAAACCCAACUAAAUUUCAGAGCCCUUUCACUACCAGUUGUCACCGCACACACAACUGUGAAUCUUUAUUUGCACUUUCUUUGUUUCAGUCGCAUCUAAGAUGUUAGACACGCUGAUUUGAGCAAAUAAUCUAAAGUGAAGAAUAAAACGGCAACAUUCCACAUAUUUUGUGAAUUCAGAGAUCCUGUAAAACUGGUCUGAAUCCCAAUUCGCAUAAUAUCCUCUCCUAUAUAGUAUACAAGAUUAUGAAUAUCGCAUCCCAAAUCAUAGUACAACAGUCGGAUGGUGUACAGCUUCUGAAAUAUGCAUGUUUUUUGCACUAAUAUUGCCCACAACUCCUCAGACUUACAUUCUAACUAUCUAAAUGCAUGUAUUAAUGUAUGAACCAAAGGCCACAUCCACACUUGAUGUUUUUGUCUGAAAUCGCUUCUCAUCCACACUAGAAUGAUGUUUUGAAAAUACGCUCUCCGUUACAGCAUAAUAGAGGAAAAUGAUGAUGUUAGAAAAAAUGGAUUAGUGUGGAUGUGGCCUAAAAGUAACGAAUUUAGCAAACACUAGCAACACAGGGGUUUGUGGAAUCAAGACGCAAUUUUUAUAGUAUGUCUUAAUACUGUGUGCUGUCUUACACACUCAAAAGUACACAAAUUGGGAUUCAGACCAUAAUAAAAAAAUCCAUGUUUUUAAAUCUUUAUAAGUUUAGAAGGUGAUUUAGAUUCGUUUUUUAUUAUUAUUAUUUAAAACACUAGUAAGAGAGAUAUGUUGGUUAUUUUCAGUGUCUGUUUACAAUUUAUACACUCAAAUGGUUAAACAGAAUUACGAUAAAAAAUGCAUUUGAAUGCAUAAAACAGUUGUUGCAUUAAUUAGAGGUAAUUUAACGUCACACAUACUCAUCUACUUUGUGGAAAAAUUAACAUUCUCAGGGCCAGUAGUUUAUGGGACUAAACAGUUCUAUAGUUUUUCCAUAAAUGUACUGCAACAUAAACUCGUGCAGAACCAAAUUAAUUUUCAAUCGGUUUAAUAUUUUCUCACACAGCUGAAUGCUUUUCUGACCACUAUCAACAAAUUUGUGUUUGUAGGUACUUUUAAUUUAGAGCGUAUUGUUUACGCUCUGGAGGGUUUCUCCACAGCGCAUGUAAUAGAGGUCGACCGAUUGUGGAUUUUGCCUAUACCAAUAACUAAGGUGGUGGGAAAUGCAGAUAACCGAUUAACUGGCCGAUAGUUUUCCAAAUUGAUUUAUAGAAUGUAAAAAUUGUCCUUUAUUAUGGAGUCCAAAAUGAAUAAAAACCCAGAUGCAGUUUUUUGUUAAACCAAAAUCAAGAUGUGGGACUUUUAAGUAUAAAGAAGCCCGAAACACACUGGGGACUCUUAUUUUGAAAUGACUCAAUUCUGAAAAAAACAUUGGCAAAUAUUAACAGAUUUUUGCUAAUAACUGUUAGUUCCAAAAAAGCAACUAUCGGCACCGAUUAAUCGGUAAAACCAAUAUAUCGGUCUACCUCUAGUUAAUCUGUAAUUAUUAGCAUUUGUAAUAAACGUUAUGGUUGUAUGUCUAGUUCCUGAAAGUGGUUUUCUAUUGAUUUGAAUGAAGUUGAACCGUUUACAUUAAUAGUACGAUGGAGAUAUUUCAGAAAUGGAAAAUGAGAUCUCAAAAUGUACGUGUAUGAAACUAAAUAUGCCUCAAUAAACAUCUGAAGUUUAAUCUGCAAUAAGCUUGAGCAUGAACCAUGCUGAAAAAACACAAAAAAUGUACUUUUGUUUUGCGCAGAUGUGCUCCAGUUAUUUUGGUUGGACUGGCAGGUUCUGCACAUGUAUCUGUCUUUUCAGAAUGUUAAACUCUUUAAUAAAGCUUUGAGGCCAUUUCUCACUCUCAUUUAGAGUUCAAUCUGAAACAAUGAAAUAUUUGAUUUUACACGUACAACAUCUUCACCCUCUGUGGAUAUAAGCAUCAUGUCACAUCAGUACAGAUCAUUAGGGAUUCUG